This is a messenger RNA of Dinoponera quadriceps, 463 nucleotides long. RefSeq lists its product as uncharacterized. The record is from RefSeq and is a predicted model, not a curated record. The annotation marks the transcript as partial. The transcript is spliced from 3 exons. NCBI's taxonomy places the organism in Eukaryota, Metazoa, Arthropoda, Insecta, Hymenoptera, Formicidae.
GUCGCUCUCUCAUAUUGACAUUUCUAGAGCUUACUCAUUUGUUCCGGACGCUGUGUGUGACAUUGUAACUGCUUCGCGAAAAUUGUGAUAAGUACAAAACUGUCUAUAAACCAGACACGUGAGACGGAGAUAAAUAAAUGAGCAUCAUAAACCAUAUAAUAUGGACAUUGCGGAAAACUCACAAUUAAAAGAUGCAAUAAGAGAUACUAAAGAAGAAUUGUAUCCUGAUACAGCAAAGUCUGAAAUUACACAACUUAAUCAUGAAGAAUUGAUACGACUGACUAAGGUAGCGAUAGAUAAUAUUAUUGAAAGCGAUCCACUUCUCUCUGGAUUACCCUCAGAUGUCACGAUAGAAGAACUUAAGUCACAGAUUGCGGUUGCACAAGGACAAGCUAUAACUUUAUUCUUAAAUCGUGGAGAAUUACGAAAACUUGCAGUAGUGGUUCCACCACAUGACNUAUUG